AUGAAUUUUGUGGAGGUGGGUCAAUAUUUUAAGCACAGGUACUACGAUGAGAACUUAAUCAAGUUUCUCAGUUGCAAGUAUUGCAAUCUCGAAGAGACUAUUUUCACUUUAGACCAUGCCAGUGAAAAUGAAAAGUUAAAGGAGUUGUUCAAGGUCACUAUGGAGAUUAAGAAGGAUAUGAAUGCGUUCGAAUUAAAGAAAAAGAAGAAAUUGAACGCUAGAGUGGCACAUUACAAGAAAACUUACUCUUCUAUUGAACUUCAAUUGAAAUUAAUGAAUAGAAUCGCUGAAAGGGAAACAAAUUGGAUAGUAUAUCCCUUGCUUCAUGUGGCUUCAGGCCUGCUAAAAGUCACAUUGGAGUUGAGUAAACGGUUACGAACACCCGAAUUCAAUGAGUCCUGUGGGAGAUCCAUCCAUAGAUGUUUUACGAUCUGCUUAAAUGAUAGAAAUCCAAAAUUAAAUGAAAACAAAAAAAUUGGAAUCUAUGUUUUUGCUAAUUUAGAAUUCAAAAUAUAUCAUGAAUUGAAUAAUAUGGAUAUGGUGAGAAAUCUAAUCAAGGUGCUGAAAUCUAGAGAUAGUGGUAACGAAAUACCUUCAUUGCGUGAAUCGUUGGCCAUUAAAUAUAACUCGAAUAUCGUCACAUUCAACUAUUUCAUGGGCAAAUAUUACACCUGUGUGGAGAACGAUUUCACUCAAGGUUACAAAUAUCUAAUGGAUGCCCUACUGGAAUGUACGGUCAGGGACAAGAAACAAAUUAAUAAGAUUUUAGUACUUUUGAUACCAUGUGCAAUUAUCUCUAGAAAAGUAUAUCCUAACUUUGAGACCGUUGAAAGGUUUCAAAAAGACGAUGUGAUCCCAAAAUUGUAUAAACCAAUUGUGGAAUGUCUCUUGAAUGGGAAUCUUGACAAAUUUGAAAAAGUUAUAAACAAUGAAACGGUAGAGAUUUUCAUUCUAAAAAAUGGUCUUUAUGUGGCAAUAAAUCUGAUAAGAGAAUUGGUAUUCUUGAAACUCAUUAAAACAGCAGUUAUGCAAAUUGAAAAUAAAGCCGUGGUUUCUUUACGGUACAUUGCAACAGCAUAUAAGAAAAGUCUACAUUUGCAAAAUACAGAUGAAGAGUCGUUGCUUAAUGAAUUAGAAUGUCUCUUAGCAAAUCUAAUAAGUAAAAAGCUUGUCAAGGGUUAUCUCUCACACAGUAACAGAUGCAUAGUUCUAAGUAAAGCAGAACCUUUCCCAAAGCAGGUGCUAGCAUAG
Molecule: messenger RNA, 1251 nt
Organism: Kazachstania africana CBS 2517
Lineage: Eukaryota; Fungi; Ascomycota; Saccharomycetes; Saccharomycetales; Saccharomycetaceae
Exons: 1
Coding region: 1-1251 (416 amino acids)
Biological process (GO): poly(A)+ mRNA export from nucleus; post-transcriptional tethering of RNA polymerase II gene DNA at nuclear periphery; transcription elongation by RNA polymerase II
Cellular component (GO): transcription export complex 2
Molecular function (GO): RNA binding; double-stranded DNA binding
Source: RefSeq, a predicted model, not a curated record